Pogonomyrmex barbatus (red harvester ant) is the source of this 2801-nucleotide messenger RNA. It is a transcript of the gene tkv, whose product is annotated as serine/threonine receptor kinase thickveins. NCBI's taxonomy places the organism in Eukaryota, Metazoa, Arthropoda, Insecta, Hymenoptera, Formicidae. Gene Ontology annotation, cellular component: plasma membrane; signaling receptor complex. Gene Ontology annotation, biological process: cellular response to growth factor stimulus; protein phosphorylation; cell surface receptor protein serine/threonine kinase signaling pathway. The record is from RefSeq and is a predicted model, not a curated record. Gene Ontology annotation, molecular function: ATP binding; transmembrane receptor protein serine/threonine kinase activity.
CCGCAUCCGCAUCCGCGAUCCGUAUCGUGCGCGUGUUCCACCACGUACGUGUCCUCUCGUGCGUACGCGUGUCAGUGUGUAUAUACGCGAGAUGCUGCCGCCGAUGGCAGCGAGGAAGACGAGACGCGCGAGAAAGCGCGGUGCGCCGCGUUCCGUCGCUGCCGACGAGCCGCGCGCGGAGAGAGAAUCGAUCGGAUGCGGAUCGCGUCCGUGCGACGCGCAAGAAACGUUCGCGCGACGGUCCCCGCCGUCCGUCCGCCUUCUGCCGCACAGAUGUUCAGCCCGACAACGAGAGUUUUCUCCUCUUCGCUCCGUUUCUCCGCAUCUUUCUCGCGUAUUGGGCAUCAUCUGCUAUUGUGACGGACAUUGCCCGGACGGCAAGCAAAAUGGGACCUGCGAAUUACGACCCGGAGGUUACUGUUUUAGCGCCGUGGAAGAGGUAUGGGACUCCGAGCUGAGAGAAUACGUUCCCGAAUGGUCGUUCGGUUGCUUGCCGCCCGCCGAGAGUGGUUUCAUGCAAUGCAAGGGAAAUCAAGUUCCUCAUUAUUUAGACAAGAGCAUAAUUUGCUGCAAUCACACAGCUUUGUGCAAUAAGGAUCUGUUUCCCGAAAUAACUUACAAGUCACGUCCUACUAUGGAGACCGAUACGCGAAUGGUCAUUGCAUCGGGAGCACCAUUAAUCAUCUUGGUAGUGGCACUAUCAGCGGCUUUGGUGAUCGUUGUAAUAGCGGUAGGAAUCAUGUAUCAUAAAUGCCGGAAGAAAGAACGAGAUCCGUGUCUGGUGCAAUCACAAGGAACUCUUAAAGACCUGAUAGAUCAGAGCAGCGGAUCGGGCUCGGGAUUGCCGCUCUUGGUACAACAGACGAUCGCGAAACAAUUAGCCAUGUCCCAAUGUGUGGGAAAAGGACGUUACGGUGAGGUAUGGCUUGCCAGAUGGCGAGGUGGCGAAAAAGUGGCGGUGAAGGUUUUCUUCACGUUAGAGGAGGCCUCGUGGUUCAGGGAAACGGAGAUCUAUCAAACUGUCCUUAUGAGACAUGAUAAUAUCCUGGGCUUUAUCGCUGCUGACAUCAAGGGAACUGGCUCUUGGACUCAAAUGCUGUUAAUUACGGAUUAUCAUGAUAGGGGUUCCUUGCACGAUUACUUGCAGACAACUGUAUUAGAUCAUCAGGCUCUACUGACGAUCUGUUCGUCAAUCGCAUCUGGUAUCGCGCACUUGCAUACCGAGAUAUUCGGUACGCAAGGAAAACCCGCGAUAGCUCACAGAGAUAUUAAAAGCAGAAAUAUUUUAGUUAAGAGAAACGGAGAAUGUGCCAUAGCUGACUUCGGGUUGGCCGUUCGUUAUUUCAGCGAGAGCGGUGAUAUUGACAUCGCGCCAAAUACUCGAGUGGGCACGCGGCGCUACAUGGCACCGGAAGUAUUGGAUGAAACCUUGAAUACAUCCUCUUUCGAUGCAUUCAAAAUGGCAGAUAUGUAUUCUGUCGGUCUCGUAUUUUGGGAAGCAUGCAGGAGAUGUGUUACGGGUGGUAAGAAUUCUAUGGUGGAGCCUUACGCCUUGCCUUAUCACGAUGUCGUACCAAACGAUCCGGACUUCGAGGAUAUGCGUUUGGUAGUCUGCGUGAAACGAUUACGUCCAGUUAUCCCAACGAGAUGGGAUAACGAUGCGGUUCUAUAUGCGUUAAGCAAAAUGAUGUCAGAAUGUUGGCAUCCAAAUCCACCAGUUCGUUUAACUGCUCUUCGUGUUAAAAAGACAUUGUCAAAACUACACAUUGAUAAUAUUAGCAUCAAGAUCGUGUAAUGACGUGAUUAUGAGAAACGGACUCUUCUAGCUAAACUUCCUACUCUUGUAAAUAUUCCCUUAGUGUACAUAGAAUUGUUGACAGACUGCAACCUGAAGACUGAUGACUAAAAUUUAUAAAUAUAUAGGAAAGAAAGUAUAUGAAUGAGUGUGUGCAUAAAGUAAUGAAUGAAUGAUGUAUAUUAUGUGUGUUGUGUGUGUGCGUGCGCGUCACAUACGUAUAAAUAUUCGUAUAAAGUGUCUCUAAUUCCGUGCGUUUUCACUGAAAGAUUUUUUUCACACUGAAGAUAUCUUUAAAGGCAAAAUAAUCACGGAAAAUUUGGAGCGUAUUUUCUUUUUAUAUUUAUAUCAAAGCUGUACAUACAAUUUAGAUAUGCUUCAUGUUAAAGUUUGUUGGAUAUGUUAUCAACGAAGGCUUUCUAUUUAGAAAAUAUCAUGUUUACAGAAAAGCGAAAUUGUUUUAUUGUUUUUAACUUUAUAAAAUCAUGUAAAAUAGAUUCAGCAUGUGAAAGUAUCGAAUAUGUAAAAUACGUCUCGUGAUAACAUCGCCUUAUUUUUGUUUCGAUCUAGGAAAUGUAUAACGUGCCUAAUGAGAUCUUAUAAACUAAUAACGAAAAAUCUCCAACUUGGAAAUUUAAAAAUUAAACGUUAGAUGCGCGCCUUAUUUGUUUUCUGAAUUAUAUAUUUUUUAAUAAGAUAAAAUUCAGAUCAAUUUUAUGUUGCAACUAUGUACAACGGCUAUGUUUACAACAUACUAUGAGUUGACAUAAAGAAAAAUAUAUAAUCAUCUACAUUUAGUUAAUCAAAAAAUAUUCCGAAGAGAAUACAAAGUAAAAUAUUUUGACACAACCUGUAAUCUAAUUUGUGAUAUUACAUACAUACAUGAAAAAUAUUAGUUAUUAAAAUAUAUGAUUUUAUAUGAAGUGAACAAAACAAAUGAAUACGGAAAAGCGACAAAUUAAAUCUCUUACAUAGCCUUUUUAAAGCUGUUAUGAAAUUAUAGCAA